Theobroma cacao (cacao) is the source of this 1345-nucleotide messenger RNA. RefSeq names its product GDSL esterase/lipase At1g29660-like. Gene Ontology annotation, molecular function: hydrolase activity, acting on ester bonds. Lineage: Eukaryota; Viridiplantae; Streptophyta; Magnoliopsida; Malvales; Malvaceae. The record is from RefSeq and is a predicted model, not a curated record.
UCACUUGCUGGCCUCAACCUACCUUUCCUCUUUGGUCCUACCUUUCAUCUCUCUCACCCUUUAUAUUUCCUUUUUUCUGCUUCACUUGUUCUAUAAUUCUACCUUCCAUCUCAUUUUGCUGCCCUCUUCAGUUUAGUACUCAAUGGCAUUGGCAUCUAAGUUUCAGCCAUGGUGGCUGCUGCCUGUUUCCUUUUUGUUAGCGACAAACUUUCACGACUGCGCUAAUGCAGAGCCGCAGGUGCCCUGCUACUUCAUCUUCGGGGACUCAUUGUCGGAUGACGGAAACAACAACAACCUUGCGACGACAGCCAAAGUAAAUUAUGCGCCUUAUGGGAUCGAUUUUCCUCGAGGACCCACCGGAAGGUUUACUAAUGGCCGAACCAUGCAGGAUAUCAUUGUUCAACUACUGGAUUUCGAAGAAUUUAUCCCUCCGUUUGCCACUGCAAGAGGCAUAGAGAUUCUCAAAGGUGUGAAUUAUGCAUCUGGUUCGGCAGGAAUUCUUAAUGAAACUGGAGAACAACUGGGUGAUCGAAUAAGCAUGAACAAGCAGCUAAGCAACCACCAAAUUAUAAUCUCAACAAUGGGUGAGAUAUUGGGAAAAUGUUCAGCUUCAAAGCUUCUUAGCAAAUGCAUAUAUGCGGUCCAAAUCGGCAGCAAUGACUACCUCAACAAUUAUUUCAUACCGGAGUUCUACAACACAAGCCGGUUAUACACUCCAGACCAAUAUGCUGCAUACCUCAUUGAACAAUAUUCACAGCAAAUAAAGACUCUGUAUAAUGAUGGAGCAAGGAUGCUUGCCCUGUUCGGAAUUGGUUCGAUAGGCUGUACUCCAAAUGCAAUGGCGGUGUACGGAACGAAUGGCUCUCUCUGCGUAGAAAAAUUGGACAAUGCUGCCCAACUUUUCAAUGAGAGGCUUAUAUCACUUGUUGAUGAACUCAAUAGCAACCUAACCGAUGCUACAUUUACCUAUCUAAAUCCUUCUGGAACUGACACUGCAAACUCACUCGGUUUUACAGUGACGAAUGCUAGCUGCUGCCAAGUAGGGAGUGAUGGAGAGCUUUGUAUCCCUGAUUCAGAGCCAUGUGCUGAUCGAAGUCAGUAUGUCUUUUGGGAUGCAGUCCAUCCUUCGGACGCUUGGAAUUUGCUCAUUGCAACAGAGGCUUACACUAGUCAAUCUAGUACCCAAGCUUAUCCCCUCAAUAUUCAGAAGCUGGCACAACUGCAGAGCGACGAUGAAGGAGAUGAUGACUGUCCAUGGAGUGUAGUGGGAGAAAGUUCUCGUAUCGUCUUGUAAUCUUAUCUGUUAGUUUGAAUGGUUGUAAUAUUUAGUCCCUCGUCUAAGAAA